AUCGAUAACGGCGUGUAGAAGAACUGUGAUCACAUUAAAGAGCAAAGCUCACAUAUAAACACUCGUACGGACGGGAGAAAACACUGAAGCGCAGCUGAGGACAGAGACCUGCGGAGACAUUUCAGCAGACUCUGAUCGAUUAAAGCCCCUCAGAGACGUCAUAAUGUCAUCACGUGACACCGACAGCAGCGCGGUGCGUCGUACCGGUGGCCGGACAGAUGGUGGAAACCAGCGUCCCUCCGAGAACGGCUCGAUCAGACAGCAUGAUAAUCACUCAAACAUGAUAGAGAUGACACAGAGAGAGGAAGACAUGGAGAGGAUGAAAGCGGCGGUGAUCAGACACGUUCAGACCCAUCUGAACGAGGUUCUGGAGCGAGCGCUCACAGACUCGAUGCAGUCUCUGUCCACAAACACACAAACACACACCGACGAGAAGGGAAGCGACAACAGGCACAAACUGGAGCAGGGGAAGGUGUUUAUAGCCAGAUGCUCACUGCUGGAUGAGUUAUUUGAGAUCAGUCACAUCAGGACCAUCUACCACAUGUUCAUCGCUGCUCUAUUCCUGUUCAUCAUGAGCACUUUAGCAGUGGACUACAUCGACCAGGGCAGGCUGGUUCUGGACUUUGAUCUGUUUUAUUACGCGUUCGGUCAGUUGAAUACGGUCAUCUGGGCCUGGACGCUCAUGUUCGGCUACACUCUGCUCGGGCCGUACCACGUUCUGCGCGUUUGGGGCGGACUGUACCACAGCAGCCGCUGGAGGACGUGUGUGUCGGCGGGGUCGGCGCUCGUACUGUGUGCUGCUCAGAUGAGCAUGCUGGGAAUAUUUCCAGUGUAUGUCAUCCUGCAUUAUCAGCUGCCACCCGCAUCACGAUUCAUCAUCAUAUUAGAACAGAUCAGAUUUUUAAUGAAGAGUUACUCGUUUAUCCGUGAAACCACACCAGCCGUCCUCAAACACACACCACAGAAGGAUGAAUCGCUGCGAUAUCCGUCCCUCUCCAGCUAUCUGUACUUCCUGUUUUGCCCGACUCUGAUCUACCGUGAGGUCUACCCACGAAACCCGUACAUCAGAUGGAACUACGUUGGCAUGAACUUUCUAAAGAUCUUGGCCAGUCUGUUCUAUCUGUACUUCAUCCUGGUGCGCUUGUGCAUCCCUGUGUUUAGGAACAAGAGCAACCAGCCGUUCAGCACACGCACGCUCAUCCUGGCGCUCUUCCACGCCGCUUUCCCAGGGAUGCUCAUGUUAAUGUUGGGCUUCUACGCAUUUCUGCACUGUUGGCUCAACGCUUUCGCUGAGAUGCUGCGUUUCGCUGACCGGAUGUUUUACAAAGACUGGUGGAACUCGACUUCCUUUGCCAAUUAUUACCGCACAUGGAACAUCGUCGUCCACGACUGGCUUUAUUACUACGGCUACAGAGACUUCCUCUGGCUGUCAGGCUCUAAACUCCGCUCGGUGGCCACACUCUCCGUUUUUGCCGUUUCUGCACUAGUUCAUGAGUACGCCUUCACCAUGGGCUUCGGAUUCUUCUACCCGGUGAUGUUCUGUACAUUCGCGGGUAUUGGUGUGGUGUUCAACUUCGCCAUGAACGACAAACGGAAGAGCCCGGUGUGGAACAUCAUCAUGUGGACGUGUCUGUUCAUCGGUCAGGGCAUCCAUGUCUGUCUGUACUGUCUGGAGUGGUACGCACAGAUUCACUGCCCGCGAACUGGGACAAGCUUCUGGGAGCUAGUGACGCCACGAUCAUGGACGUGCAGUUCGCAGUGACAUCUGAACGCUCACAGUGACCUACAUCAGCCUCUUCAGCAGCAUCAAUAUUUGCUUCUGUUAAUUACCGUGUGUGCCGUGUGAGGGAUCAGGCAUGACAUACUGUGCUAUUUGAGACGCAUUAUGAAAUGUGUUACAUAACAUACUUGAAACGACAUUCACAUGAUUAAUGAAGCACUUCAGCCUCUCUGUAAAUGUUGCUUACUUUAAUUGAAUGUUCUCAACUUCAUGAGUGUUUAUAUUUUAAUGAAUGUAAUAAUGGACAUUAUAAAAAAAAGUUAUACAUUCAUAGUGCUUUAAGCUUAUGGAACAAAGUAAAUGCAAUUUAUUUUAUAUCCUCAAUUUAUAUUGUGUUCUGAAAAUACAAAACCUGUAAAAUCAUAUAUAUAUAUAUAUAUAUGGUACCUUUACAAUAAGGUUUAUUAGUUAAUGUUACUUGAAGCAUUAACUAACAACGAGCAAUACAUUUGUUACAGUAUGUCUUAAUCUUUGUUAAUGUUAGUUAAUAAAAACAACAGUUUUAACAAUGCAUGUUAGUAACACUGCAUGUUACUGAGGCUACAAAGAAAUUAAUCAUACUGAACCAGCCUCACUUUAACCCUUUAUGGCCGUCAGUGUUCGUGCAUCUAAUGUGCAGACCCAUUAAUGUCUGGUUUCUCUUGCAUCAUCAUGUUUAAUCAUAAUUAAAUAUAUCUGCAAGCAGCAAUUAAGGGGCCAAGCACAACAGAAGCGAACAAGGAAGCUCGCAGCAGACCAACAAUGUCAUAAUGACUAUGAUAGUAACUGAGACAAACACACUGCAUGCCAAUCAGACCAACAGUACUGUAGUUACAGCCAAUUUCAUAUUUUGUUCAAUUAUAGCACCAACAAGUGACACAGUCCCACUGCUUUUUUGUGUGUGUCCUCAGAGUGCCCCCAUACAUAAGUGUGUCAAAUUUGGUGAAAAUCUCAUUUCAUUUAGGUGUUAUAGACGUAUGUAUGUAUGAACACAUAAAAAUUACCCACACCUGA
This is a messenger RNA of Ctenopharyngodon idella (grass carp), 2773 nucleotides long. RefSeq names its product sterol O-acyltransferase 2 (gene soat2). The coding region runs from base 164 to 1762 and encodes 532 amino acids. Gene Ontology annotation, molecular function: cholesterol O-acyltransferase activity; fatty-acyl-CoA binding; cholesterol binding. The record is from RefSeq and is a predicted model, not a curated record. Gene Ontology annotation, cellular component: endoplasmic reticulum membrane. NCBI's taxonomy places the organism in Eukaryota, Metazoa, Chordata, Actinopteri, Cypriniformes, Xenocyprididae. Gene Ontology annotation, biological process: cholesterol metabolic process; cholesterol efflux. The transcript is spliced from 16 exons.